Molecule: messenger RNA, 4115 nt
Organism: Parasteatoda tepidariorum (common house spider)
Lineage: Eukaryota; Metazoa; Arthropoda; Arachnida; Araneae; Theridiidae
Gene: tra2
Product: transformer 2
Molecular function (GO): RNA binding
Source: RefSeq, a predicted model, not a curated record
GAUAAAAAAUUAAUUAUAUGUUUUAAAUUCUUUAUUAUAUUUAGACAUAGUUGAAUUAAAAUUAGGGUAGGUUUUUCAUUUUGCAGAUAAACUUUUCUGCGGUCCUGCCAUUUCUGAAGAAAACUCACUAUCCCGCGUGACGCCAUUUUCUGAAGAGUUUAUUUUCCAUUGUUGAGGAUUCGCCGGUAUAAUACAAGUGGAAAGUUCUUUUUAAAAAUUCUCUGUAUUAAAUUCUUUUAUUAAAAAAAAUGAGUGAUAGAGAGAACAGCAAUGAUGGUAUUGGGAAUAGCUCUGAUCGCCAGUCACUAGAAGAAAAAACGCCAUCUGCAGAAGGAUCACCUUCACCUCAGAUAGAAGAAGAGAGACGUACCCAUUCACAGAGUCGUAGUAGAUCAAGAUCACAUUCUUUUCGUCGCAGAAGAUCAUACUCACGAUCUAGAAGCCAUUCUAGAGGCCAUCAUAGAUAUAAGCAUUACAGUCGUUCACGCUCUCGCAGUCCUCGACGUAGAAGCUCUAGAAGCAGAAGUCGUAGCCGUUCUUAUUCUGCAAGACGAUCCUAUUCUCCUCGGUAUAGUCCACGUAACUCAUAUUAUGAAGAUCGUUAUUAUGGCAAGUAUGAGGGUAAAGGAGGGCGUUAUUCCUCAUCAAGGUAUAAUCGUUCUCCCAUGUCCAGUAGGAGAAGGCAUGUUGGAAAUCGGGACAAUCCUGAGCCUAGUCGUUGCUUAGGAAUUUUUGGACUUAGUCUUUAUACUCAAGAGCGAGAACUUAGAGAUGUGUUUGGUAAAUAUGGUCCUAUUGAAGAUGUACAAGUAGUCUAUGAUGCUCAGAGUGGAAGAUCCAGGGGUUUUGCCUUUGUCUAUUUUGAAGACACUGAUGAUGCCAAACUGGCAAAAGAAAGGUGCAAUGGGACAGAAAUCGAUGGUAGAAAAAUCCGUGUUGAUUUUUCUAUAACUAAAAGAGCUCACACGCCCACUCCUGGUAUAUAUAUGGGUAAACCUACAUAUCCUAAGUUCAGUGGAGGACAUAGAGAGGGAGGAGGAGGUGGUGGUGGAGGCGGCGGUGGCGGCGGCUACAGAGGACAUUCACCCUCACCCUACUACAACAGGCAUAGAUACUCCAGGUCUCGAUCUCGUUCAUAUUCACCCCGGCACUGGAAGAGAAGACAUUUAUGAAGAAUAAAUAUCUUAAUUUUGAAGAAUGAAUCAAAAAAUUCUUUAAGAAGCAGGAAAAAAAUAUAAGUUAUGCGGUUUGAAGCUAAGAAAUAACGAAAAUGUGAAGCUUAAGGUAUUGAAAAAAGAAAAAAAUGGAAAAAAAGGGCUUUGAAAGGGGUAAAUAAUGAAGCCAAAAAUGAAGACUUCAAAAAAGAAGUGGAGGUUAUUUAGAAGUGGAAGAUUGAAGUUAAGUAAAAAGUUCUGAAAUUUUUUUAAUUGAUGUUUGCUUUAAGUAACCAAACAUCAAAUAAGCGCAUUUGCCUCCCUAUUUAAGUUUUUCAAACGAGGAGAAAAAAAAAACAACUUUCUAAUACCUAAGCUCAAGUUAAUUUCCAUAUAUUUUUGUAAUUUUUUUAAUAAGGAUGUAAAUAUUUUGAAAAAAUAAUUUAAAUUUAAAGCUAUUAAGUGAAGAAAUUAAAAAUGUAAUAGCUUCUCUUCUUUAGUCUAAUGUAUCUUAAUCUAGUUUGAGAUUUUACGAAUCUUUAACUUUAAAUAUUCAUUAAAACUAAUAAUUUGUUAUUUAUAAAUUUUUUUAAAUUGUAGUUUCUUAACUUUUUAAAGAAGAUUUAAUUUUUAUUAGCUGCAAUUAAUGUAUUCGUGGAUUUAGUUGCUUACUACAUUGUCAUUUUUUUCGUGUGUAUAUAACGGCUAUAGAUGCAAUACAGAUUAUUUAAAUUAUGAUAAAAUUUUCUGGCUUAUUAAUAUUUUAAUGCUGUCAGUUCAUUUUGCAAGACAGUUUGCAAUAAAACAAGGGUGUGGGGGAGGGUAUUUUCUUUCUCUCUUUUAAACUGUUUUUUAUUUUCUUAAAUUUUGUAAAAAUAUUUUAGUUAAUUAUUAAAUAUUUUAAAAGCCUUUUAUUGAUAUUAAUGUUUUCAAUAAACAAUUCAAUAGUAUUCUUUUAACCUUUUACUUACCUAAUAAAUAUCCUAAUAUGAAAUUUUUUGUGAGAAAACAUUAAAUUCUGAAUAAUUCUACACCAUUUUACAUGCAUUUCAUUCAAUUUUCAUUUUUAAAUGGUUAAAAAAAAAAGAUGUUUCCACUUUGCCAGUCACAAUAUAGUAAAGUCAUACUUCAGCAUUGUUUAAUGUUAUUAUUUAGUAUUAUUAUUGAUAGAAUGGGUAUCAAUGUUUAUUAGUAAAUAAUAUUAAUUUGCCAUUUAAUUAAUGGAACUUAAAACAUAGCAACAUAUAAACAUGCUGUAGCAUUAAAUAAAAUAUUACACGAUAAAAAAUAUUUUAAUAGAUUUUUAAUGUUUUUUUUUCUGUUAAAAUAUUUUUUUUUUACUCAAAAAUGUUUUCAGAAAAUAUUUAUUUCAAGAUUAUUAAACUAUAUAAAUAGCUUACUGCAUAUUAUAUACUAUACAAAUUUGUUUUUGCAGGUUACAAGAAAAUAAUACUUAAAAUUUACAUUUCAAAUUAGAACCUUAUUCCCAUUUAUGGUUUUGAUUAUAGCAAGCAUGAUGUAUCUGUAACAAAAUCAUAAGUAUUUUUCCUUGAAAAUCAGUUUUUGAAAUGUUUAGCAUUUAACGAAUUAUAAAUAGUGAAAUCCAUACUCAACUCUACUGGAUUUUGCUAGUUUCUUCUGGUCUACUUGUUUAAUAAAAAUUCUCCUGGUUUUUGUACAUGAAUUUUUUUUGCAGAUUAUGGCCUGCUUGAAUGUUUAAAUAAGUGUUACUCAUACAUAGUAAAGUGUGGCUCAUUUAUAAAAUUCAGUUAACUAACUUCGAGGAAUUAAAAUGCCUUUUACUAUUCAAAAUUAUGAAUAAACGUAAUACAUUUAAGAUCAUUUAAUGUGAAAUCAUAAGUGGAAAAUAUUAGUUUUUCUAUUUUGAUGACUACAAAAAUCUCUGAAAUUCCCUGUACUUAAAAUAUUUGUAUAUUUUGCAACAAUUAUCAUGAAAUUUAUAUUUUGUAAAAUCUACUGGAUUUUUUUCUAUCCCUGCUUGUAGCUAUGGAAGUUCCCAUGUCCAUAGUUGUUGGGACUUCAAAUAGUAGUCAUUCAAAUGAUAGGUCAUUUAGUUAAACUUAAUUAUUCACUAAGAAGAUUACAAAUAUACGAUAAUUAACUUAAAUUUCAUUCGUUUACUGUAGGCCAAAUGACUUUUAACUUAAGACAUAAUGGUAUGAUAUAUCUAUCGCCACACAUACAUGUAAAAUUGAGUAGGUGGUAAUUCACUACCCCUUUCAUGAAUAAAGAGACCUUUUUCUUAAUCAAUUUGAUGUGUAGAAUUAGCAGGGGUGAUAAUGUGAAAAAAUAACACUGAAAAACACACUUAAUAAAAUAAUUCCGUUUUAUAAAUACAAAUAUUUAUAUUAAAUGAAGAACAAAAUUGAGCAGAUCUUUUUAAGGAAAACGUAAUUUAGAGGGAAAGCUGCUGGUUUUUGUUUUUUUAAACUCCUUAUGUCUUUUCAACAAUUCAGUGUGUAUUGGAGUAGAAUAAAUGUAUAUUUGUCAGUUAGCUGUAAACUGCUUUUUUUAGCAGGUCAUAUAUAUAUAUGUAUAUAUUAUUUUCUUGAAAAAGGAUAAAGAUUUAUUUUGAUCCUUAAAAGAAAAUGGUAAACAAAGUGGAUGUAACUUGUGGCAGCACUUCCUUAAUUUUGCUUUUGCAAUCAUUUAAGUCCUGAUCUUAUAUUCAAAACUAUUUUAAGCUUAUUUUUUUGGAUUCUAUCGGGAUUUUUUUCAUUAAAAAAAAUUUUUAGACAAAGAUCCUCUCAUGAAUUUGGAAGGGGAUUGACAAGUUUUUCUAAUACAAUUUACUUUAUUUCUUAUUUUUUUGAAAUUGCAAUAAAAUUUUGAUUUUUUAAAAUUUAUUUUAUCGUGAAUUUUGAGGUAAGGAAUGAAUAACACACCUCAGGCCCUUUGAGCCCAUACACCAAAUAAUUUGUCAUGUCACCCAGCAACUCA